Drosophila novamexicana is the source of this 2728-nucleotide messenger RNA. It is a transcript of the gene alpha-Catr, whose product is annotated as alpha-catulin. Gene Ontology annotation, molecular function: actin filament binding. Bases 116 to 2452 code for a protein of 778 amino acids. NCBI's taxonomy places the organism in Eukaryota, Metazoa, Arthropoda, Insecta, Diptera, Drosophilidae. The transcript is spliced from 6 exons. The record is from RefSeq and is a predicted model, not a curated record. Gene Ontology annotation, biological process: cell adhesion; Rho protein signal transduction.
ACAAAAAAUCAAUAGUUAUAUACACAUUGGAAUGUGCGGAUCUCAAAAUACAAAUUAAUUUUUUAAGCAGUUGAAAACAAACAAAAGCAAACAAAAAAACAAAAGAACUCGAAAAAUGUAUGGCCUAUCUCCAUCUGCGCUUGAUGUCAAUAAUCAGCGCUUUCGACUUCGUGAUAUCGACAACGAGCAAAUAAUGUCAACUUUUGGAAACAUUGGACAUACAUUGAGUAUAUCGGUUGAAAGAUUUAUUACAAUUGGCGAAAUAAUUGCAGAGGAAAAUACGGAUAUAAAAGUCGAUAUGUAUGAGGCUGCUAGAGAAGCGAGGGAUGCAGGAAAGUCCAUUGAACAGUUAUGUGAUCCUUCGCCUCUAGGUGGAAUGGAACUUCGGCAUCAUACUGAGCCAUUAAAGGAUUACGGUGCUAUUAUACUAGCAGCUAGAUCACUUCUUUCAGCAAUAACACGAAUUCUUCUGCUAGUGGACAUAAUUGUGGUUAAAAAACUACUCACUGCAAAGAAGCGAGCUUCUGAAAGUUUGGAAAAGCUGGAGUCUGUUAUGAAUUUUACCGAGUUUGUUCGCGCGUUUUCUAUAUUUGGCACAGAAAUGAUUGAACUAGCGUACCUCACUGGGCAUCACCGGAAUUCAUUUAAGGAAGAGCGGCGGCGUGCUCAAAUGUUCUCGGCUCGUCAAAUUCUUGAAAAGUCCAUAUCAAUUUUAUUGACAUCAUCAAAAAAUAGUCUAAUACACAGCGAUUGUGUUAUUGUUAAGGAAAAUCGGGACACAGUGUUUUGCCAAAUACGACGUGCAAUGGAUUUAAUACAUUUCGUAAUAAAGGAUAGUAUUUUCGAUUCAGCCAAGCAUAUGGCAUAUCGUAAUGCGCGAGGUAAUUCGAAUUAUGAAAAUGAAAGCAUAUAUACGACAAUAAAACGUAUUGUAAAUCUCAUUAAGAAAUUUAAACUACAAUCCAUACAAUAUGAUUGUAACAGCAAUAAGGAGGGAAAUAAUAAUCCAGAUGCGUUUUACCCCUUAUUUAACGAUGACGAUUGGAAAAAAGAAGAGAACUUAGCGCCAAUUGACGGUAGCCACAUGAUUAAAAAUACAAAUUAUAAAAAACAUAUGACCUACGAAAGUCUGGACCUUAGCGAUGAACUUUCUGUGGCUUUUGAUAAGUUGUUUGAGAAAACGCAUGAUUUUACAGAUUCUCCCUACAUUAGUCAUGAGCAUCGUAAGAAUAUAUUAAUUUACUGUGACAACUGUAAACUGCAGUUCGAUAUGUACCUCAAUCAUUUAAAAAAAGAUUUCCAUGAUAACAAAGGCUUAAGAGUACCAAUACAAGGCAGGGAACCUGAAAUGAGCUUGCUUGAAAGCCUACAAGAUUUGUGUAAGCAGCUUGUCGUGUCUGUAUCGAGCCAAAUAGCUGACUUUAAUGAAUCGCUUAGCAUUUGUACAAGGAUUGUGAAAUCGUUUUAUGUUUUGGCAAUGGCACAUGAUCUUGAGAAUCUAAAUCAGUGUUCUACCAAAUUUCACGACUGCUGUGAUCAUAUAUUCGAUAUCUGCAAGUUGUUGCAGCAUAUAGCACCAACGGAAGGACUUCAGGUUCACGCGAAAUGUUUGGCAAUUAACUUGCGAAUCUAUGGUCCACAAGUAUUUGUUGCAGCUAAAAUCCUUUGGAAGUACUCUAACAGCAGCGCGGCAAAUGAAAAUUUUGAAUCAUUUUUGGGAAUGUGGAAGUGGUUAGUGAACGAGAUUUCAACGAUAGCUAAAAAAAUCCUUGCUUCGGUAGACACAACUAAAACUGACAUGGACUCUCAAAUAGAGAAAUGUGAAACAACAAUAAAAUCAUCAAAACCUCCUGGAGCGGCCUCAGAUGAACGAGAAAUUGUGGAGUACUCAGGCAUAGAUAGUAAAAACAAUGGAGAUUCAAAAUGGACAGAGGAUUUAUCAGAUGACAACGACAUAUUAAAAAGAGCCAAAAAUAUGUCCGCUAUGGCUUUUUUAAUGUAUCAAUUUACGAAGGGAAACGGUUCUUUACGAACGACACAAGAUUUGUUUACUCAAGCGGAAUAUUUUGCUGAAGAAGCCAACCGACUUUAUAAAGUCCUUCGCCAUUUCUCAUAUCAGGUACCUGCAAGUGAUAACAAAAAGGACCUUCUAAGUAUAUUAGAUAGAGUGCCAACUUUUGUCCAAGCUCUACAAUUUACAGUAAAAGAGCAUACAGUCGGAAAAGCUGCAACAUUUGUUAAGGUUGAUCACGUCAUAAGGGAAACAAAAAAUCUUAUGAAUGUUAUAAAUAAAGUCGUCUCGAACUGUUUUGAGUGCGCAAACAAGUACAAACUAAAUUUUACCGGUAUUACUGGCGGACUUACAUCUGGUUCAGUACGUGGAGAUGAAAAUCUCGCUGGUGGAAUGUGUGACUCGAAAGGAACAACAAGCAGCACCGAAGGAAGUAUGUGACAUUAUGGAAUGGCUCGAAGAGCCAAAGGUGAUGCCCGACGGACAAGAGUAUCAUUUUUAUUGUUUUGAACAUACCUUAUAAGUGAGUGAAAGUAUUUGUACCAUAAUUUCUAAAUUAUAUCAUCAAGUUGAAAAAAAUCUGUCAAAGUAUAUGUUGCAAAAUGUUGUAUAAAACUGUAAUAUACAUCUAUAUAUAAAAAAAAUUAGGCAUUUAACCGUAAACCAACAGUAAAUAAUCAAAAAUAGUGUAUGUGUCCUUAAGUGUUUGAUUCAAAA